AUGUCCACACAUAGACAAAGGAAGGUCGACUGCAGCCAAACAAGCCAUAUAAAGUUCGCCAUAUUAGAAAACUGCUGGCUGGCUUCAAGGUGCAGUCCUCCGCGAAAACGAGUCUCUUGGGAGCGCCACCAAAAUCAUGACUUCUUGACACAUUCUGCGAACAGCCGGCACAUAUUUCACCGCAGGUCUCGCCUGGACAAUGCUGUACAAUUACGACGAGAUCUACAGCUUCGGCACCGAUCCGAUCCCCGAUUUCUCUCCUAUCUCACGGCUCGCUGGUUGUACAUCACCCGAAAAUGGGCCAUGUUUUCGGGUUCACAGAGGAACUACUCGACAGCCGUGAGUCAAUGUCUGACAACUACGACUAACUCUGUAGAGCGCCAGCUAGAUGAAAGAGACGAAGAUGAUUUCAUGUGA
Molecule: messenger RNA, 417 nt
Organism: Opisthorchis viverrini
Lineage: Eukaryota; Metazoa; Platyhelminthes; Trematoda; Opisthorchiida; Opisthorchiidae
Exons: 3
Coding region: 1-417 (138 amino acids)
Source: RefSeq, a predicted model, not a curated record